Molecule: messenger RNA, 5472 nt
Organism: Dendroctonus ponderosae (mountain pine beetle)
Lineage: Eukaryota; Metazoa; Arthropoda; Insecta; Coleoptera; Curculionidae
Gene: ana3
Biological process (GO): centriole-centriole cohesion; centriole replication; ciliary basal body organization
Cellular component (GO): centriole; centrosome; ciliary basal body
Source: RefSeq, a predicted model, not a curated record
CAAAUAUUCCCUGCACCCUUAGAUGGCCAAGGGCCACUGCAGCCCGAGGAAGCGAGGGCAACUUUAUGCGCGAAGGCAGGCCCCUGGCGACGCUGCCAAAUACCCAGAGGAACUGGCAAACCAGCUGACAUUGUUUACAGGUGGUUGAGGCGACUGUUUGUAUUCGAAAAGCCAACCAACUGUCAGGCGAGUUCGAAAAACCCCCUUUAGCUAGAAAGUGCAGGCGAAGCCCUGUUGAGUGUCGGGGCAAUGGAAGACCUUCCAGAGCCCCUGGUGGGGAAGCUGACGCACCGGCUGCAGGAGAUCCGCCACAGGGCUCUGCUGGCCGUCGCCAGCAAGCUGGAGUGUGGGCAGGCCUGCGGACUGGCGCGCMCCCGCCAGCUGCUGUUCAAUCUGUUCCGUUACUUCGAGCUGGACGAGGGUGGCUUGGAGCAGGAGGCGCUGAGUUUGAUCGGGCGGCUGUUGCAGUCGACUACCGGGCGCGAGCUGACCGCCCACAUCGGCAGGCCAGCCAUUCGGCAGCAGCUGGAGACCAUCCGCUCCUACAUCGACCCCCAGUUCCACCAGCAGCUCGAUGGCAUGUUGGCUGGUUUGGGGGCGCCUGAGCUGGCGGUGCCGCCGCUCUGUCCCGACGUGCCGCUGAGCUUCCGAAGCGAUGGGUGCGAGGCGCUGAGCACCGCCCCCACCAUCCAGGGGCUGGUGCAGCACAGCCCCUCGCUGCAGCUGGAGCAGGCGUGUGCUGUACCCAGCAGCAGCCCGGGCACGCCUAAGCAGCAGAGGUUUCCGUGGCAGGUGCUGAGUGAGAGCGACGAAAGCGCGCUGCGCGCCCUUGAGGGGGCGCUGCGGCGUCCCAAAAACGCCUGCCACCUGGCGCAAGCCUGCGAGUCUUUCAGCGACGAGCUGAUUCUGGAUUUGCCCCCCGAAGUUUUCCUGCAACGCCCCGGAAUUGUUUGCGUGCUUCUGGGCCUGCUGGGCAGUGAGGGCGUUGGUCCGCAGGCCGGCCUGGUGCUGCGCGCGCUCAGCAAGCUGAGCAGAGGCCUUCAAGCGCGCCUGAGUCAACUGAGCGACAUUUCCCUGCGGAGCUCCAAGGAUGAGCCCCCUGAGGCGGACUGUGUGGGGCAGUUGCCCGUUGAGCAGUUUUGCGCCCAAGGGGCGGCACUGGCGCUCACCUGCCUCAAGGAGGCGGCGCCAGCCCCCCGGGUGAGCCAGGCCUGCCUGCUGCUGGUCAACGAGCUGCUGCAGCUGCUGCAACUGGUCGGCCAGGAGCUUCCUGGCGACUGUUUGGUGAGGCUGGGAGAUGCGUUGGAGUACUUCCGGCUGCAGUCCGCCAGUCUGGAGCACGAGUCGCAUUGGCGCCGGAUUUACCUGCACCUGCUGUGCAUCAGCGCGCAGCGCCUGCCCGAGCAGGCGCUGCCCCGCAGCCUGCAACUGGCGCUCAGCAACAGCCUCUUAGAUGUGGGGCUGGCGCAGCUGUUCCCCGCUGUGCACCAGCAGCUGGUGCGGAUCGUGCAGCAGGCCAAGGGCGGCCUGCAGCGCUUUCACAACGUGGGGCUUCUCAAGGAGGCGCUCUCGGCCACCGUGCGGUUGCUGCGCCGCCCGCCCUCAGACGCCGCCCAGUGCUUGGUGCUGGCGCAGCUGGCGCUCCCCAGCGUGGCGCUGCAUCGGAGCCCCCAGUUUCUGCAGGCCUUUGUGGAUUUGUGCGCCCGGCAGUGCCUGAAGGGCGCCACCGGGGCCGUGCUGGCGCUCCUGGCCAACCGCUCGCUUGAAGUGCGCCAGCACAUGUACGCGCUCUGUCUGGAGAAGGGGGCGCGGGCGCCCCCCGUUCCUGCCCAUGUGGGGUUUCUGCUGGACGCCCAGGUUUUCGAGGAAAUUGCGCUGUUUGGCGCCGAGGUGGGGAGCCACGCCCAGGAAAUCCUGCUCUAUCUGCUCAAAGGCCCGGUGCUGGCGCAGCCGCAGGGCCUGCUAGCUCUGGUGCCCGCCCUCCCAGUGCUGCUCUGCCACGCGGGCAACGCCACGCCCCUCGGCCGCACCCUGAUGGAGCUGACCGAUCCGGACACGGCCCGCGUUCUGGGCGUGCCCGAUGACGCGCUGUGCCGCGCCAACAUUCUGCUGCUGUUCUCCAAAGAGGCGGGCGUGAGGGAGGAGGCGGCGUCGCGGCUCAGUUGGCUGCUGGCGCAGCAAGACGAUGCGCGUCUCUUGCUGCCCAAGUCGAGCAGCGCCCGCAAGGAGACGCUCAGUCGCGCCUGCAUGAUGCAGCCACUGGUGGACGUGAACAAGCUGCGCCACGCGCAGCACUUCUACCAGCCCAGCAGUCUGCAGCAGAUGGUCGAGGUGCUGCAGUCGGCGCAGACGGAGCCCGCCAUCCGGCGCUCCGCCCUCAGCCAGCUCAGCGUCAUGCUGGACGACCACUUGAUGCACGAGAUGUUCCUGAACGGGGGCGGCGUCGCCCUUCUCACCGGGCUGCUGCGCGCCGCCCUGACUGCGGCCGAUGCCACCUGCCCGGACUCGGCCAUCGCCAUCGUGGGCGCGCUGCGCUCGCUCGCCUUGUACCACUGCAGCGUGCGCGCCCACCUGGGCGCCGACCCCGAAGCCCUCGCCCUGCUGCUUAGAGGGCUGCUUGAGUGCGUGGGCGACGAGCGCAUGAGGCAGGAUGCGGCCAUUCUGCUGUUCCUGCUGGCCUUGGGCGGGUUUGUGACCGGGUCGCCUGCCCUGGGCGACCCACCGCCAACCCGCUGCUUGCGCUCGGCGACAGCCUGCUGGCGCAGCUGCGCGCCUCCUCCGUAGCCCGCCAGGUUGCCGUCCAGCUGCGCCAGUACAGCGCUGCUGCAGGCAGCGGGAGCAAGCGCGCCAGUCUGGAGCAGCUGAGCUGUUACUUGCAGCUGCACAUCGCGGCCGGCCGGCUGGGCGCAGUGGAGGGGCUGCAGGCGCAGCCCUGGCAGGAAGUGCUAGAGCCCGACUUGACGCCGCCCGCCCUUUACGGCACGGACCCGGAGCUGCUGCAGGCGCUGCUGCAGUUGCUGACCGCGCUGAUGGCGCUCUACAAGGGGGCGCCGCACUGCUGGGUCGGCCAGCUGCUGGCGCUGCACUGCCCGAUUUACUGGGCGCAGCUGGGCGGCGACUGUGCGCCCGCCAGGGCCACCCGCGAGCUGCUGCAGCUGGUUGCCGUCUGCGCGGCGGCUGACGCCGCGCCCCAAUGGAAUCCCGUGCUGGACCUGGUGGGCCAGCAGCUGAUACUAACGGAGCCCCUGCGCAGCGCUUUUCUCAACUCCCUGCUCGGGUGUCUCGCGCACUUGGCUGCGCGCCCCGGCUGCGACUGGGCGCAGCCCAUCUGGAAGGCGCUGCCCCAGUGUCUGUUCGAGCUAAUGCUGAUGGAGCCCCCGAUGGGGCUGCACGCCUCCCGUCACGCCCUCCUCGUCCUCAACCGAUUGGCCAGUGAGUUGCAGCUGGGGGGCAAAAAGGCGCGCUGGUUUUGGGAUCAGGGCGUCGUCAACGUGCGCCCCAUGGUGGACAGCGGGGACGUGCUGGUGCGGGCCGGGGCCCUGCAGCUGUUCGCCAGUCUCCCCUUCGGGGCGGAGCGGCUCUGCGAGGCGCAGCUGCCCCCUUUGGCCCUGCAACUGUUGGCUGAUCACCGGGAGGCGAGUUUAGUGCGCCAAAACGCCGCCCUGCUGUUGGCAAACUUGACUAGCGAUAAAUUGGCCCUGCGGGGGCUCGGGUUGAGCGACCGGCUCAUUGGGGUGCUGCAGGCGCUGUUCGCGCCCGAUGGGUGCUGCGCCCCCGGGCUGGUGCGGGCCGUUUGCGUGCUGCUGCAGAAAGUGCUGGACGCGGACUUGAGCCGCCGGCUGCACCAGCUGGGGCUGAUCAACCCGAUGGUUCGGCGGCUGGCAGGGGACGGGGAGCAUAUGCAGGAAAUGGGGUCGGCCGUGUGCGGGCUGCUGCGCAAGCUGGUGCGACUGCUGGACGAACCCACCCUCACCAAGGACUCGCUUUUGGUGCUGCUGGCGCUGUUCGACCCCCGGAAGAUCGCCGCCCCCCAGAGGAACCAGCUCUGGAGGAGCGCGCUUCAACUGCUGGCGGCUUUGCGCAAUGAGCAGGCGCUGGUGCUGCAGGCGCUGCAGGAGGCGGGGCCGGAACAGUUCCUGGACGCCAUGUGUGGGGUCCUGAGCAGCGCGGGCGUCGGGGAAGGGCUGCAGGAGGCCGCCCUUUUGGCGCUGGCGCCGCUGCUGCCCGCGCUGGCCGAGCAGCUGGACGGGGUGCGGGCGACCAUCGCCUCCUUGGGCGCCCCUUGCGGUGUCCUGGAGCAGGGCUACCACGGCGACGAGGCGCUGAUGAUGGGCGGAGCGCUGUGCCAGGUGCUGCUCAAUUUGUACGAGUUGGGGAGGGGCCACCUGGUGGUGGCCGCCUUGACCGGGCUGCUGGGCGGCUCCCAGACCGCCAAGCGCUGCGCCCUCAGCCAUGGGCUGGUGGAGGGCGCAGUCAAGUCGCUGCGCGACUUGGACAUUUCCUUCAGCCUCGCGGGGCGCGCCGAGUCACGCGUUGACUGCCUGGUCGACGUGCUCGGCCUCCUCACCAACCUUCUGGGGCGGUGCCCCCCGGCCAAGGGUCGGGCUGCCGCCCUGGGGCUUGCCGACGUCGCCUGCAAGUUGCUGAAGAACGGGGACCCCGGCCUGCUGAUUACUGGGCUGGGCCUGCUGGCCGUCUUCACGCAGGACUGUCCCGAAGCCGGCCGCUCCAUCGUGCGGACCGCCCAGGCGCCAGCGCUCAGCUUCGUGGUGGACGCGGUCGUCACCGAGCUGAACCAUAGCAGCCAGCGUUGCUCGCCCGUGGCCCUGCAGCUGGGCUUCGACGUGCUGCGCCACUGCUGCAUCGACUCGAGCUGCCGCAAAAUUCUGUCCAAGCGAAAGCUGCUGGACCGCAUCUAUGCGGCCAUCACGGGGCGCGCGCCCUUCAAGCCGCCGGAGCCGAUGUGGGUGGAGUUCCUGGAGGCGGUCACCCGCUUCCCUGAAGGGCAGGAGAGCGUGGGGCGGGACGCGCAGCUAUUGGCGCUGGUUGUGGAGCGGGCGGCCAACCGCAAGGCCCCGAAUGGCGUCCUGCCCGCCCUGCGGCUGCUGCGCAACGUGGCCUUUUACCCGCCCAACCGCCCCCGGCUGCUCGGCUCAGAGGCCUUCCUCGCGCUGCUCGGUUGCCAGCUAACGCGCGGCGACGCGCCGGAGAAGCGCCUGGUGCUGCUGAUGGUGUGGGCGCUGGCCGCCAACCACCAUCGCGCCAAGGUGGCCUUCAAGCUCUGCAGGCUGGACGCCUGCCUGGAGGGCGCCCUCAAGUCGGCGCAGCUGCUGCAGCAGGGCGACCCCGAGGACCUGCAGCUGAUGGAGACCGUCCUGGCCAUGCUCAGGGGGCCCUAGUGGUGUCCCACACAACUUGUUGGCGCUGAAGUGAAGUGAAGUCACGUUUUUGGGCGCUGCGCCACUGUUGGAA